AGACCGGGGGAGGGAUGUGGAAUUCAUCCUGGCCCGGGACGGAGGACGGAUCUCUCUCGGCCUCCACGCUCUCCUUCCCUUCCGAAGCUCCCUUCGCGCGUUUUUUCUUCGGCCCGGCUGCGGUGGCCUUGCCAGCUCCACGCCGCCUCUUGGUCGCCGCCAUUUGCCUUCUCCCAGAGGAAUAAAUUUUAGGACAAGGCAUCUAAUGAAGGAUUUGCGUACAUUAAUGCCUCAUUCUAAAGCAGAUACCAAAAUGGACAGGAAAGACAAGCUAUUUAUCAUUAAUGAGGUCUGUGAAAUGAAGAAUUGCAAUAAGUGCAUAUUUUUUGAAGCCAAAAAGAAACAAGAUCUUUACAUUUGGCUUUCAAAUGUCCCCCAUGGACCAUCAGCCAAGUUUUUAGUCCAGAACAUUCACACUUUGGCUGAGUUGAAGAUGACUGGAAACUGUUUGAGAGGCUCUCGACCUGUUCUUUCUUUUGAUCCAGUUUUUGACCAGAAACCACAUUAUGCUUUGCUGAAAGAGCUAUUUAUUCAGAUCUUUAGUACUCCACAGUAUCAUCCCAGGAGUCAGCCUUUUGUAGACCACGUUUUCGCCUUCUCCAUCGCAGAUGAGAGGAUCUGGUUUCGAAAUUAUCAGGUUAGUUCCCGCUUUGUUUAUGAGCAUGAAUCAGUAAUAGUGACAGGAACUCUCUGA
Messenger RNA from Thamnophis sirtalis, 694 nucleotides. The record is from RefSeq and is a predicted model, not a curated record. Lineage: Eukaryota; Metazoa; Chordata; Lepidosauria; Squamata; Natricidae.